AUGUUAACAAGACUGUUAGGAUUAGUAGUUACUGUAUACAUCAUUUUGAACAACAUAUCACAUGCGUUUCGAAGUGAAUGCGACUACAGAAGGCUACACGACACCGUCAAGGAUACGAAUCAGACUUAUUAUUUGUAUGUGCUGACUCAGGUAGGUGACGUGUUAUCGUAGUACUGUCAGUAGUAAAAUGUUUUAGUAUUUUUAUUCAUUAUAAUUUCUACUCUAGUUUUUUACAUUUUGUACAGUAACCUUAAAAUGAGAAUCUAAGAAGUUCAUUUCCAGGACUGCCAACUAGUCUUCUCACGAUCAGACCAAUUAGAAGAACUUCAGCGAUAUCUUGAAGUCCAACGUGACCUAACUCACUGUGCUCCAUCUAAAGUGCACUUAAAUCUCCGAGAUGUCUACAGUAAUGGCAAGAUCGGGUUCCAAUUACUUUUCAAAAGAGGACACAACCAACUAUGCCUCUUACCGGUCGAUUUUCCAACUGAAAACGCAAUGGCAGGGUAUUCGGUGUUUAGGUAAGACUACUGUCGUUUUUGAGGCGUUAAUAUGAGAUUACUGUAGUAUUUGGGGUGUUAUAGUGAGUUUUUAAUCAAAGUUGUAGUGUUGUUUGUGCUGUAUAUUAGACCAUAUUGUGUUUGAUACAUAGCGUAAUUACUAGCUUCUUUGGUGUAAGCUCUUGUGUAUGAAUGUGCUCUCCGCUUGUAAAGGCUACCUUUUCCGCUGCUUAAUUCGUUGUUAUUUGAGUUAACAGCAAUUCCAGUUACUCCCUGUUGAACUCCAUGAGUUAUGCCACAUGUUCGUAUAUGACUAACACAACAUUUGCGUUGGAACCAAGUAAGUUUUAUUUUUUUAUUUGAAAUUCAUGGUUGAUACUUUUAGAAGUGUUGUUGUUAAAUUACGAGCGCUUACACAUAUUUACAGAUCUGUCAUUUAUGGAUUCAACCUUCUCAGAUGUCAUCUACUUUGUGGAUCCCAAAGCAGCUGGUACCUUUUGGAGUGUGCGACAGUUUAAAAUCAGUUAUCAGGGCUUUCUACAAGCGAUGGAACCUUUUGUAAUCAAAAAUUUUGCUGAAGGUAAGAUACUACUGUCAAAUGUAAUCUGUCAUGUUUACAAUAUAAUGUUGUAAUUGAUCUCCCCAUUACUUUAAAAUUGAAUAACUUUUGCCUUUAGAAACCGGGUUUUCGAGUCGGAUGGCGGGUGAAUUUUAUGUAAAUUUGGAUACGGAACGAAGUAAAUUGUAUACGGUACACAAGCGUGAUAAAGACAUGGCCAGUACAUGUUCGUAUGAUGUGUUGUUCAGGUUGGUUUUAUAUCUACAAUAUCAUCUUUUUUUAAAUUUUUGGUUUGUGUAAUUAUUGUUAUGGAAAAUUCUAUUUUAAAUAAUAUUGUAUAAUAUCUGGAAAGUGGUACUAAUCUUUAAAUUUGUCAUACAUAAACUCCAUACUUUAGGCCACACAGAGCACGUGUACAUCGUCGACACAUGACACGACAACAUCACCAUUCUCACCAUUUGAGAAUCAAUUCAUUUGCUUCUGAUGUUAACAUCAGUUUGUAUACGGAAAGCGAGCCUCGAGUAAGCUGUAACACAAAUCUCCUUCUCUUUAAUGUUACAAACUUUUACUUUCAAUGUUCUAUAUUAUAUUAUAGUUAGAAUAAUUAAGUGAAAGAACAACGAUUACAGGGAGAGAACCAACACAAAAGUAAAGUGUUUAUGAUCGACAGAAGGAAGAAUAUGUCAGCUACAUGCAUAUUACGACUGCCGUAUCAAGCGACCAUUGGUAUUAUAUCAAAGGAAGUGUUGGACUACUUGAAUAACAUCAAAUUACCAAGGUUUUGUAAGUUUUUUUUAAAUUUAGACAAUAGCCAUAACUAGAUUUUUUUAUACCUGGUAACUAAAAAGUAUUGCUAUUUCUAAAUGACAGUAGUUUUACGUACACAAGUUACUAAUAAUUAUCAUACUGUGCAUAAAAUGAUGUUUUCCUUUCAACUUGAGUAUUAUCAUCCCUUACUUUAGCCGAAAAGAUCAAAGAAAAACAACAAAAAUCUCACAAACCAAUACCGUUAUCAAAAUCAGAAGAAUCUGAAUCCAAAGGCAACGAUGUAACCACAUCUACCGUCCCUAUCUACCAUAAAUUCCUUACCAAGAUAUACUCUACCACCACCAGACGUCCAGUUACGAUAACAACCAAACCACCCCCAAUUACAGUAUACCCCCACAAGACCAAGUUUACUACGGUAAAACACAAGCUAUCUUCUGAAUCUUCUACGGUAAAGUCUACAGAAUCCAGUGGAGAUUCAGUAGAGAAAUCAAGUGAAGAUUCUGAUUCUGUAGACGAAGGAGAUCAACAGCCUCAAUCAAACGGUGAUAAGGAUUCUGGCGCACAGCUACAGAGUAGUGUCUAUGUUAUGAUUACUGCCGCGGUAAUACUCAUGCUUUCCUGA
Messenger RNA from Bursaphelenchus okinawaensis, 2446 nucleotides. Lineage: Eukaryota; Metazoa; Nematoda; Chromadorea; Rhabditida; Aphelenchoididae. The record is from the annotation of a GenBank genome assembly.